UCCGUAGGAGACGAUAGGCGGCGGUAAUGUAGCGCAUCAAGCAGAACUAGCGGGCCAAGGGUCAAGGUUUAAAGUUGAACCAAACCAGCAGCGCUUUACUUACGUAAGCCGAAAAUGGCUAAACAUCACCCAGACUUGAUCUUCUGCCGAAAACAGGCUGGUGUCGCUAUCGGGAGACUUUGCGAGAAAUGUGAUGGAAAGUGUGUGAUCUGCGAUUCCUACGUGAGGCCGUGCACACUGGUGCGCAUUUGCGACGAGUGUAACUACGGCUCCUAUCAAGGGCGCUGUGUCAUAUGUGGAGGGCCCGGUGUGUCUGAUGCCUACUACUGUAAAGAAUGCACCAUCCAGGAGAAAGAUCGAGAUGGAUGUCCUAAGAUCGUAAACCUGGGAAGCUCCAAAACAGAUCUGUUUUAUGAACGAAAGAAGUACGGCUUCAAGAAGAGGUGAAGGACGACCCAGUGCUGCUUUUAGUUUUUCAGACUUUAAAUCUUCCCCCCAAAAAGAUUUUUUUUGACUUUUCAAUAAAGCUCACUUUUAUAUACUU
Molecule: messenger RNA, 544 nt
Organism: Archocentrus centrarchus (flier cichlid)
Lineage: Eukaryota; Metazoa; Chordata; Actinopteri; Cichliformes; Cichlidae
Gene: phf5a
Product: PHD finger protein 5A
Exons: 4
Coding region: 115-447 (110 amino acids)
Biological process (GO): mRNA splicing, via spliceosome
Source: RefSeq, a predicted model, not a curated record